GCAAAGAGCAAUAAAAAAAAAAAAACGAAAAAGAAAAAACUGCGCACACACUCAGAUACACUCCAGUGGCGACAGGGGAGAGUUGGAAAGACGCAGGAGAGAAGCUGGAGGCAGGAGGCAGCGGGGAUGGAGCGAUGGGAGCGGGAAGCAGGCAGGUUCCCUCGUAAAUCCCCCACCAGCCUCACGCCGCCUCGCCGGCCCCGGCAGGGGAGCGAGAAGCCGGCGAACAGAUGGAGUGGAGCUCGUUCUAGGCAGCGGGCUUGGCCGGAGAAUGGAGGAGCCACCAAGCGACCGGCUGAUUGGAAGAGAAACGCAGAGCGAUGGAGGCGGGGGUAGGAGGACGAUUUCUCUGCGGGGACUGGCAGCCGCGUACACGCCCGGGUCGGGCGCUGCAGAGCUUGGCUGGCUUUCAACCCGCGCUCGCCGGCUCCAGCCCCGCGCGCCCCCACCCCCAAGCCCUCACGGCGGCUCCGCAGAGAGUGAGGAAGCUUUGACCCCGGGUUGCCCGGCCUGCACGACCGAGGAGGUGGCUGGACAGCUGGAGGAUGAACGGAGAAGCCGACUGCCCCACAGACCUGGAAAUGGCCGCCCCCAAAGGCCAAGACCGUUGGUCCCAGGAAGACAUGCUGACUUUGCUGGAAUGCAUGAAGAACAAUCUUCCAUCUAAUGACAGCUCCAAGUUCAAAACCACCGAAUCACAUAUGGACUGGGAAAAAGUGGCAUUUAAAGAUUUUUCUGGAGACAUGUGCAAGCUCAAAUGGGUGGAAAUUUCUAAUGAGGUGAGGAAGUUCCGUACUUUGACAGAAUUGAUCCUUGAUGCUCAGGAACAUGUUAAAAAUCCUUACAAAGGCAAAAAACUCAAGAAACACCCAGACUUCCCAAAGAAGCCCUUGACUCCUUAUUUCCGCUUCUUCAUGGAGAAGCGGGCCAAAUAUGCAAAACUCCACCCUGAGAUGAGCAACCUGGACCUGACCAAGAUUCUGUCCAAGAAAUACAAGGAGCUUCCAGAGAAGAAGAAGAUGAAAUAUAUUCAGGACUUCCAGAGGGAGAAACAGGAGUUCGAGCGAAACCUGGCCAGAUUCAGAGAGGAUCACCCUGACCUAAUUCAGAAUGCCAAGAAGUCGGACAUCCCCGAGAAGCCCAAAACCCCCCAACAGCUGUGGUACACCCAUGAGAAGAAGGUGUAUCUCAAAGUGCGGCCAGAUGCCACUACGAAGGAGGUGAAGGACUCCCUGGGGAAGCAGUGGUCUCAGCUCUCGGACAAAAAGAGGCUGAAAUGGAUUCAUAAGGCCCUGGAGCAGCGGAAGGAGUACGAGGAGAUAAUGCGGGACUAUAUCCAGAAGCAUCCUGAGUUGAACAUCAGUGAGGAGGGUAUCACCAAGUCCACCCUCACCAAGGCUGAACGCCAGCUCAAGGACAAGUUUGAUGGGCGACCCACCAAGCCACCUCCGAACAGCUACUCACUGUACUGUGCAGAGCUCAUGGCCAACAUGAAGGAUGUGCCCAGCACAGAGCGCAUGGUGCUGUGCAGCCAACAGUGGAAGCUGCUCUCCCAGAAAGAGAAGGAUGCCUACCAUAAGAAGUGCGACCAGAAAAAGAAAGAUUAUGAGGUGGAACUGCUCCGUUUCCUGGAGAGUCUGCCCGAGGAGGAGCAGCAGCGGGUCCUAGGGGAGGAGAAGAUGCUGAACAUCAACAAGAAGCAAGCCACCAGUCCGGCCUCUAAGAAGCCAGCCCAGGAGGGGGGCAAGGGCGGCUCCGAGAAGCCUAAGCGCCCCGUGUCGGCCAUGUUCAUCUUCUCUGAGGAGAAGCGGCGACAGCUGCAGGAGGAGCGGCCUGAGCUCUCUGAGAGCGAGCUGACCCGCCUGCUGGCCCGAAUGUGGAACGACUUGUCUGAGAAGAAGAAGGCCAAGUACAAGGCCCGAGAGGCGGCGCUGAAGGCGCAGUCGGAGAGGAAGCCUGGCGGGGAGCGCGAGGAGCGGGGCAAGCUGCCUGAAUCACCCAAGAGAGCUGAGGAGAUCUGGCAGCAGAGUGUAAUCGGCGACUACCUGGCCCGCUUCAAGAACGACCGGGUGAAAGCCUUGAAAGCCAUGGAGAUGACCUGGAAUAACAUGGAGAAGAAGGAGAAACUGAUGUGGAUAAAGAAGGCAGCCGAAGACCAAAAGCGAUAUGAGAGAGAGCUGAGUGAGAUGAGGGCACCUCCGGCUGCUACAAACUCUUCCAAGAAGAUGAAGUUCCAGGGAGAACCCAAGAAACCUCCCAUGAACGGUUACCAGAAGUUCUCCCAGGAGCUGCUGUCCAAUGGGGAACUGAACCACCUGCCGCUGAAGGAACGAAUGGUGGAGAUUGGCAGCCGCUGGCAGCGAAUCUCCCAAAGCCAGAAGGAGCACUACAAAAAGCUGGCUGAGGAGCAACAAAAGCAGUACAAGGUGCACCUGGACCUCUGGGUCAAGAGUCUGUCUCCCCAGGAUCGUGCAGCAUACAAAGAAUACAUCUCAAAUAAACGUAAGAGUAUGACCAAGCUACGAGGCCCAAACCCUAAGUCCAGCCGGACUACCCUACAGUCCAAGUCGGAGUCCGAGGAGGAUGAUGAUGAGGAUGAAGAUGAUGAGGAUGAAGAUGAAGAAGAGGAAGAUGAUGAGAAUGGGGACUCCUCUGAGGAUGGUGGUGAUUCCUCUGAGUCUAGCAGUGAAGAUGAGAGCGAGGACGGAGAUGAGAAUGAGGAGGAUGAUGAGGAUGAUGAUGAUGAGGAGGACGAUGAUGAAGAUGAAGACAAUGAGUCAGAGGGCAGCAGCUCCAGCUCCUCCUCUUCAGGGGACUCCUCAGACUCUGACUCCAACUGAGGCUCAACCCACUCAGGGCAGCCACAGAGAGCCCAGGAGCUCCCCUCCCCAACUGACCACCUUUGUUUCUCCUCCAUGUUCUUUCUGUCCCCUGCCCCCUGGCCUCCCCCACUUUCUUUCUUUUUUUUUUUUUAAACAAAAUAUGGUGGGGGUAGGGGGCUAAAGGAGCCCAGGCCAGGACUCUACAGCCUCAAAAGACAUCAACCCUGGGGGGUCCUCCAGCAAGAGCAACCAUCAGACUGAGCCAGCACUGGACAGGCCUGGUCCACCCCACCCACUUCUGCACUUACGGUUCCGGCAUGGACAAUGGACCGGGGAGUGGGGGGGAAGGUCCCAAAGAGUUUGAUGAGGCUCUCCACACCUGCAGCCCAACCCAAGGUGGGGUGGAGCUCGGGGAAGACCCCUUCCUUCCUAGAGGGGCUUGCUGCCUGGACCCCUGCAUUGAAACAAGGCAGGGAACAUGUGGGAAGAGGAGGGCAGGUGCUGUUGAGAAAACAGACACUGCUCUGAUGGCCCUCUCUCCUGCCCCCUGCAGGAAGGAGCUGCCUGGACCCAUUUAUGGGGGAGGGGGCAGAAGUGUUUUUUAUAUAUGUGUAUAUAUUUUUUUUUUAAGCUCUGAGCUGUCAACGAGACGUUUCCUACCGAUCUCGGCUGCCGUCUCUGUUGUCAUUUCUGGGAGAGGGAGGGCUUAGAGGGUAGGUUUGGAACUUUUUAAAAAUGGUCUUGAUGUGUGUGGGGGAGAGAGUGUGUGUAUGAGUGUGUGUGUCCUGUACAUAGCAUGGGUGCACCUGUGGUGUGUGCAAGUGUGUGUGUGUGGAAGGGGGUCUGUUCUGGAGCCCACUACAGUUUUUGUGAGUCUGGAAUAGGGUUCAUGAGGGCCAUGAUGACCCUGGAGGACCAGGAUGACUGGUGGGAACAGGCUGAAGCUACCCCUUCUACAUCCUCUGCUUUGCCCAGUUUGAUUCUAUUUGGAGGAGUGUCCUGAAGCCAUUCUCUGGUGCUUCCUAGACCAGUUUCCCUCUGCCAGGGUCAUGUUCAUCUGAGCUGUGCUGGUCUGUCUAGCAGGGGAGGUGAGGGGGGAAAUGGUGUGAACCUUAAAGCUUCUAUUUGGUGGGGACCCCCCCCCCCCGCCCCAAGCGCACAUGAGAGGUCUGCCUGGCCAACGUUGGCUCAUAACCUGAGCUUCAAGAAGUGUGUUGGGGGCUCUUGCACAUCCUUCCUACCUUCCCCAUAUCCUCCAGCUGCCCCCUAUUUCCUUUGAUUUCUCAGGUCUGCUCUCUCCUCCCCCCAACCCCACAGCUGGAGAAGUCUGCAAAAGCUGCUUCUGCAGCUGUCUCUUAACUCUUCCCAGACAUCUCAAAUUUUUUGGUACCCUGAUCCCUUGAUUCUUAAUAAGCCAAGCCACCUUAUCUCUGUGGACUUAAUUUUUUUGUUGACUAAAUUUAGGGGUUUCCCUUUUUGUUUUUACAAUCACGUCAGUGACCUAUUUAACUGGGGCUUUGUGCUCUUCCACCUUCCCCCUCUGAAUGAAAGCCACGGACUGGGGGAAGAGUGGGGACUCUGCCAAGGAGGCAGGGCAGAAAAGGUGAGGGCCCAAGCCCCAAGAAGGCUGGUGGGUCCCUCUCCCAAGGAAGGCAGAGAUGAUCUCUGCUUUGCUUUGGACUGUGGUGCUGGGUGUGGGAGGACACUCCCCACUCCUACUCCCCUUCCUUUGUCCUGAUCCUGGAAUUAGGUACAGGGCUCCUAUUUCUUCCUGAGAGCCCCUGCAAAGAACCCCACUUUCUUGUUUGCCCCUGCACUGUUGUGUUUUAGUGGAAUGUGUUUUCAUUUUAAAACAACUUUGAAAGGGGCACUCUUUUUUUUCCUGUUUUAAAAAUUGAAAAAUUCUUACAGUACAAACAGGGCUGUGGGGGGUGGGGGUGUUGGUGCUGUAAGAGGUCACUCUUGAGUGCAUUUUGGCACUGGGAUGGAAUGGCUGGGGUGGGAGGACCCCCGUUCCCCCCACAUUUUUUUUCUAAUAUUUAAGGCGUGUUUUGUAGGUUUCAACAACAACCACAACUUGAAUUUGUAUCAUGGGAAGUGGGAGGGAGCGGCUUAGAGUUGUCUGCCUAAGCUUAAGGCCAACUGUGGAGUUUUGUUUUCCCGUUUUUUGUAUAAUAAAGUGAAAAACAAAGGUU
Messenger RNA from Otolemur garnettii (small-eared galago), 5017 nucleotides. It is a transcript of the gene UBTF, whose product is annotated as upstream binding transcription factor, RNA polymerase I. The transcript is spliced from 21 exons. NCBI's taxonomy places the organism in Eukaryota, Metazoa, Chordata, Mammalia, Primates, Galagidae. The coding region runs from base 546 to 2840 and encodes 764 amino acids. The record is from RefSeq and is a predicted model, not a curated record.